This is a messenger RNA of Ostreococcus tauri, 762 nucleotides long. Its product is annotated as Magnesium-dependent phosphatase-1,eukaryotic/arcaheal type. Bases 1 to 762 code for a protein of 253 amino acids. The transcript has a single exon. Lineage: Eukaryota; Viridiplantae; Chlorophyta; Mamiellophyceae; Mamiellales; Bathycoccaceae. The record is from RefSeq and is a predicted model, not a curated record. Gene Ontology annotation, molecular function: acid phosphatase activity.
AUGGCGCGCGCGCGCUCGACCUUCUCUCUGCGCGCCAAGAGCGGGCGACCGUCGAGCGCGAACGCGUUGCGUUCGAGGAAAGUCACCGCUAGGCCUCGACCGAAGAUUGUUCAGCACCAGGAGAUCGCGUUCCUGGACGACGUCGGCGCCGAAGCGGACGACGCAGACAUCCCACUGGCGUCCCCGAGCGAACGGUGCGAGGCGAAGUCCUUGCCGGCGCUCAUCGUGUACGACCUCGACGACACCGUGUGGUUCCCAGAACUGUACAUGCUCAGGGGAGGAGCGCCGUUUAAGAAGCUCACAAAGGCACACUGCGAGGACGGCUCGGGCGACGUCAUCGGUACGUACGCCUCGGCGAGAGGAAGCAUGGCGAUGACGCUGACGCACAAAAAGUUUAUCGAGCGCGGAUGUCGCAUCGCAAUCGCGUCUCGAACCCACAGAGGCAAAUGGGCGCGCGAUUUGAUGGAUAAAUUCGAGAUCAACGGCGCCCCAAUGAGCAGGUGCUGCGUCUUUGUCGAAAUAGCGAGCGGCACCAAGGCGAAUCACUUCAAGCGCAUUCGCGAGCUCUCGGGCGUUCGUUUCGAGGACAUGCUGUUUUUCGACAACGAACGUAAUAACUGCGUUGACGUCGCCGCUCUCGGAGUGAAGUCAGUGCACUGUCCGAGCGGGAUGACGGCUGACGCCUGGCGACUCGGUCUUCAGUUGUUCGUCCCGAGCGACUGUCUCGACGUCCCGCCUUCCAAAGGGCUGUCGCUCGAGUGA